AUGGAGAUGACGGCCAUCUGUCGCCGAUUCCUCCACAACGAGUUUGACGAGCGGUACCGGCCGACCUUCGAGGAGCAGUACUCCCGGACGUUCCAUCUGGGCAGCACGCGCCUCGAUGUGGACGUGCUGGACACGUGCGGUGACAACAGCUUUCCGGCCAUGAGGAGGGUCUCCAUUGCGCAUGCGCAGGCCUUCCUGCUGGUGUUCAGCGUGGACAGCCACGCCUCCCUCCUGCAGGCCGCCGACUGCUUCAGCGAGAUCCGCAAGCUGCGUGAAGACUUCCGCGAGGUGCCCACCUUCCUCGCCGGUAACAAGAGCGACGUGCCGGCAGACCAGCGCGAGGUCAGCAACAUCACCGCCACCAACUGGUUCUACUCCAAGAUGUCGUCGAACAGAAAGGCGGCGGUGAAGCGCACCUCCCAGCGCUGA
Molecule: messenger RNA, 429 nt
Organism: Pollicipes pollicipes
Lineage: Eukaryota; Metazoa; Arthropoda; Thecostraca; Pollicipedomorpha; Pollicipedidae
Product: GTP-binding protein Di-Ras2-like
Exons: 4
Coding region: 1-429 (142 amino acids)
Molecular function (GO): GTPase activity; GTP binding
Source: RefSeq, a predicted model, not a curated record